Aureococcus anophagefferens is the source of this 915-nucleotide messenger RNA. RefSeq lists its product as hypothetical. Lineage: Eukaryota; Pelagophyceae; Pelagomonadales; Pelagomonadaceae. The annotation marks the transcript as partial. The transcript has a single exon. The record is from RefSeq and is a predicted model, not a curated record. Gene Ontology annotation, molecular function: N-carbamoylputrescine amidase activity.
AUGCGGUGCUUGUUCUUGCUCGUCGUCGCCGCGUCGAGCGCCGUCGCGUCGGCGCAGCAGAAGCUCACGAAGGUCGCGGCGAUCCAGAUGAGCAUGUCGACCAGCUUGGAAGCCAACGUGGACAAGGCCCUAAACCUCGUCGCCGAGGCGGCCGACGACGGCGCGAAGAUCAUCGUGCUGCCGGAGCUCUUCGCAGCUCGCUACUUCGCCAUCGAGGAGAAUCCCAAGUGGUACGCCAUCGCGGAGCCGCUGGCGAACAACAGCCGCUUGGACAAGUUCGCGGCUUUGGCGAAGGACCGCGGCGUCGUCGUGAUCUACCCGUUCUACGAGGUCGCGGCCAACGGCGCGACGCACUACGACAGCGCGGCGGUCAUCGACGCCGAUGGCACGGUGCUCGGCCCCUAUCGUAAGAGCCAGCUGCCCGAGGACGACGGCUGGUUCGAGAAGUACUACUUCGCGCCCGGCCAGACGGGCUUCGAGGUCUGGGACACGCAGCACGGCAAGGUGGGCGUCGCCAUCUGCUGGGACCAGUGGUUCCCGGAGACGCACCGCCUGUUGACGCUCGCGGGCGCCGAGGUCGCGGUGUUUCCGACGGCCAUCGGCUUCGGUCCCGUCGCGCGCUGGUACGAUCCCUGGCAGCUCGGGUCCUGGGUCGCGGCGCAGCAGGGCCAGUCCGUGGCCAACGGCCUGCCGUUGGUGGUGGCGAACCGCGUGGGCCUGGAGCCGUCGCCGGACCGCGAAGAUCGCACCAUCUCGUUCUGGGGCAACGCGUUCGUGACGUCCGCGGCCGGCGAGAUCGUCGCGCGCGGCGACAACGCCUCGGAGACCGUCGUGUCGGCCGUCGUCGACCUCGGACCGAACGUGAACCGCGACAUCUGGCUCCGGGACCGCCGCGUCGAUCUGUACGGCGGGCUG